Messenger RNA from Aspergillus pseudonomiae, 1182 nucleotides. RefSeq lists its product as uncharacterized. The coding region runs from base 369 to 1061 and encodes 230 amino acids. Lineage: Eukaryota; Fungi; Ascomycota; Eurotiomycetes; Eurotiales; Aspergillaceae. The transcript is spliced from 3 exons. The record is from RefSeq and is a predicted model, not a curated record.
UCAAUCGCAAGAAACGGAUUCUGUUGAGGUACUGACGCCUCUGCAAGUCACAUAAAAGAAAUCACAGCCGCGCUGGCUGAGCAUUUACCUCUCAUGUUUGAACUUACGUUUCCUUUCGAUGGACGUAUAAUGACACGCCUCGCUCCGUUACCGUUCCUCUGGGCCCUUAGCGUGAUAGAUGAUGCACCAACCGAAAUUGCAGGGGUUCUCUGAAAGGCGAUUGAGAGGUGUUUCCAAAUGAGUCGCAAUAGACGGCUAAGAUACCUUGAAUUCAAAGACUUGGAACCUAGCUUUUGACGGUCCUUUGUGACGUUGCUAUAAAGUAGGGCCGCUUGGAAGUAGAGUGUUGAGCCCACACCUCCAAACCCAUGUUGCUUCCGUUCAACAUGUACGACUUUCCGCCUCUCACGUACAAUGCCACUGAAUCUGGUAUUGGUGAUGAGCAGCCGAACUAUAGUCGUCUCAUGUGUCAGGACAUGUUCAAUGACCAAAACAUCUCAGUUACUGGUAUCGACGAUAUCGAUGGAACAGGAGGCACGUCACAGACAGCCCAUCCGCCUUCACGCGAUACUGCCGAACUGGGUCAGGGUGAUCGUUACGGACUUCAAGUGAAUGGUAGCACUACGUAUGACCACGAUUCUAGCCUUGCUGGCCUGAUACACCCUGAGUCUACAGACCAGCUAAUUUUGCGGAAGUUACUACAGAUGGAGGCCACGGUAAACAGGCUAGAACAGGCGAGAAAAGAGGGCGUAGACAAGACACUUAACGAAAGAAUGAACAUAUUGGCCGAAAGGCUAGAUAAAAUGGAUGUCAGGGUCAAUGCCUUUGCGGGAAUUGUUGAUGAGCUACUUGACUUGCCAGACAAGGUCGAAAAUCUCUCAAAAUGGAUGAAUGACUUGGGCAACACCUUCCAGAGGGAGAAAGAAUGGAUGAAUAACUUAAUGUCAGGGGUAGAUGACGCCUGCAAGAGGUUUCGCUACCUAAUCUUCGGCUUAUCCCAGCCGCGCGGUCGAAACAGGCUCGGGAGUGGGCAUGAGAAGGAGCAGGAAAAUGAAGGGUGAGACGGUAUUGAUGGCCUUGGCAUUUGGCGAAAUACAGGAAUGGCAUGUUUUGUUUACAGAUGAAAUACGUUGUAGUUGAGCCUUUGUUUGCAUGAAUUUCAUGUAUCCAGCAAAACAGUAG